Molecule: messenger RNA, 1332 nt
Organism: Dictyostelium purpureum
Lineage: Eukaryota; Evosea; Eumycetozoa; Dictyosteliales; Dictyosteliaceae
Exons: 5
Coding region: 1-1332 (443 amino acids)
Molecular function (GO): hydrolase activity
Source: RefSeq, a predicted model, not a curated record
AUGAAGUUAUUGUUUGUAUUAUUAUCUCUUGUAUUUACAGCAGUUAGAGCUGCCCAAAACUAUCAAUUUAUUCAUGUUAGUGACAUUCAUUACAGUGCCUCUGUAAACUCAUUACUUUAUAAUGCAACUACAUCAUGUAUCGAACCAAGCUCACUUUCUACCGAAUCAGAUCAUCACGAACAUGACCAAAUUCUUUUAAAAUCAAAGAAAUUCAGUUCACCAACCAGUGGUUUAUUUGGUAGAUAUGGUUGUGAUACUAACGACGUUCUAUUGGAUGAAGUUAUGAAACAAAUGACUAUGGCUCAACCAAACCCUGAUUUUAUUAUUUAUACCGGUGAUGGUGCAGGACAUUCAUUACCAGUUGGACCAUGGCAAGAAUCACAAUCAACAUUAGCAAAACAAUUUUUAAAUAGCUAUCCAAACACUCAAAUUAUUCCAACUAUUGGUAAUAAUGAUGUUUUCCCAGACUACAAUUCACAAUGUGGCGAUAAUAAUUUAGCAUUUUUAUAUUCAAUUUGGAGCCAAUGGAUUCCACAAGAUCAAACUUCUUCCUUCCAAUACAGAGGUUCAUUCUCUAUUUCCCCAGUUCCAGGUUUAGUUGUUAUCUCUUUAAAUACUGUACUUUAUUCAACCAAAAACAAAAAUGUCUUUUCAACACCAAACGAUCCAUGCGGUCAAUUUGGAUGGUUAGAACAACAAUUACAAUCAGCUCAACAAAAUGGUGAUUCAGUUUAUAUUAUUGGUCAUAUUUUCCCUGGUUUAGAUCCAUUUUAUUUAUCAGCUACUUGGAAUUCACAAUAUCAAACAUCAUUCUUUAAUAUUACCACAGCAUAUAAAAGUAUUAUUAAUGGUGGAUUCUUUGGCCACAUUCACAGAGAUGAAAUUAGAGCCAUUCAAUAUGCAAACCCUUCACAAGAUUAUUUCCCAAUGUUUAUUGGAUCAUCAGUCACACCAGUUUACUUUAACAAUCCAUCAUUCAAAGUUUUCACAUAUUCUCCAAACACCAAUGUUGUUGCUGAUUACUCUGCUUUCUUUGCCGAUGUUUACAUCUCUAAUCUUCAAGGCUUUAUGAACUGGACUAAAGAAUAUGACUUUACCAAAACCUUUGGUAUUUCUUCACAAGCCAAUGGUAUCAAUGGCCAAGUUUUAAAUACAUUAAAUUACAACAUGCAAUUUUCAAAUAUCCUUUUCAAUACCUAUGACAAUUUUAGAUCUGCCUCCUACUUAGCCGAUGCCACCAUUACACACUGUCUCAACAAUGCCGCUACUGUAGAAGAAUUAAAUGCAUGUAGCGAUAUGUCCCAAACCGUUGCACAAAUAGCAACAAAGUAA